Drosophila biarmipes is the source of this 5199-nucleotide messenger RNA. It is a transcript of the gene ss, whose product is annotated as single-minded homolog 2. Gene Ontology annotation, biological process: regulation of transcription by RNA polymerase II. Bases 1057 to 4125 code for a protein of 1022 amino acids. The transcript has 9 exons. Gene Ontology annotation, cellular component: aryl hydrocarbon receptor complex; nucleus. The record is from RefSeq and is a predicted model, not a curated record. Lineage: Eukaryota; Metazoa; Arthropoda; Insecta; Diptera; Drosophilidae. Gene Ontology annotation, molecular function: transcription cis-regulatory region binding; protein dimerization activity; nuclear receptor activity.
CCCCCUCCGCUCCCCUGUCAAAAAAGUGAAAAAAAAAGAACAAUAGAGGCUACAAGCGAAACGCAACACGCGAUACCCUGUAACUGGAUGUUCUAGGCCUUGAACGUCACGUGUGCCACUUGCAGACUGCCGGCGGUCAUUCACAUCUCUCCUUUUCACAGUUCCACAAGCACCCACGCUCCCCCCUGGCAAAUGUCACUUUGACAACUCUGGUUUCUCAGCCGGCCCCCUCUGCCGGCACCGCCGCUGGCGCCUCUGCCCGCGUCGGCGUCGAUCGUGCCGCAAAUGAUUUGCGUGCCGUUCUUGCGUUAGCGCCUUUGGUUCCGUGCCGAUUUUGAUUUCCUCUGUUCUGCUGUUGCAUGCGUCGUCAUCGCAUCGCAAACACCGCCCAUUGAUAAACCAGAGCCCACGAGCAGCAACGCCAACAGCCAAUGCAAAAGUGCAAGUGAAAAGCAAAAGUGUUGCCAUGAAAGAACCAAAACAAUAACCUGCUAAAUGGUCAAAACAGAAGCCACAAGCUACAACCCAGAUAAAAACGCAAUUGAGAAGGGAUUGAAAGGAAUUUUGGGCUGGCAAAAUGUGCAACGAGUUUUCUUAACAAAGUUCAUCAAAUUGGCUUCUAUUGGUUAUUUUCAUUCAAGCUCCAGCCAACUGAAACUCCAGUGCAAUACAAGUAAAAAAGGAGCGCGAGAAAUGAAAAAGCAAACAAAAUGUAAGCGUGAUGAUAAUUAAAAAUAAAUACAAAGAGGAAAAAGCGAAGUUUACGCGUGGCCACAACUCCGAAGCCGAAACCCGCAGCAGGAUCUCGCGGAUCCGAUCGCACUCAGCUCCUGGCUGACUGUGUGCGAGUGCCCGUGUGUGAGAGUGUACCCAGAGCAAGCCAAAUCAAUAAAUAAAAACCAAUUACAAAACAAAACGCAAAAAGAUACACAAAGCGCAGAAUCAACCUGUACGACAGACAGCGGCGGGCAGCGGAAGACAACGAAAAAUUGAUACGAAAAAUAAUAAGAGUGAAAAUCAUUCACGACGGCGACCAUAACGAACUCCGCCCUAGCAAUGAGCCAGCUGGGCACCGUCUACGCCACCAAGCGCAGGCGACGCAACGGCAAGAGCCUGAAGCCGCCGCCCAAGGAUGGCGUCACAAAGAGCAAUCCAUCAAAGCGGCAUCGGGAGCGCCUCAACGCCGAGCUGGACCUCCUGGCCUCGCUGCUGCCCUUCGAGCAGAACAUCUUGAGCAAACUGGAUCGACUGAGCAUUCUAAGGCUGUCCGUUAGUUAUUUAAGAACCAAAAGUUAUUUUCAAGUUGUUAUGCAUAAGGAUAAGGAGGAGAACGGAGUCCUGCCCCACAUACACGCACACGACGGCUACAGGACGCGGGAGCUGGGAGCCUUCGAGCACGGCCUGUUGGAUGGUGAUAUGUUCCUCCAGGCCCUAAAUGGAUUUCUAAUGAUACUGACAUGCGAAGGCGAAGUCUUCUUUGCCACGCACAGCAUCGAGAGCUAUUUGGGUUUUCAUCAGUCGGACAUUGUCCACCAGUCGGUGUACGAACUGGUGCACUCGGAGGACCGCGAGGAGCUGCAGCGCCAGCUGCUGUGGAACAGCUUCCUGCCCGCCGACAUGUCCAGCAUGCAGCUGGCGGAGACCCUGGCGCCGGACAAGGCGCUCUACCUGGAGCGCAGCUUCACCGUCCGCUUCCGCUGCCUGCUGGACAACACGAGCGGCUUCCUGCGCCUGGACAUCCGCGGCAGGAUCAAGGUCCUGCACGGCCAGAACCGCAAGACGGAGGAGCCCCCACUGGCGCUCUUCGCCUACUGCACACCCUUCGGACCGCCCAGCCUGUUGGAGAUCCCGCACAAGGAGAACAUGUUCAAGUCCAAGCACAAGCUGGACUUCUCGCUGGUGUCGAUGGACCAGCGGGGCAAGCACAUCCUGGGCUACGCGGACGCCGAGCUGGUCAACAUGGGCGGCUACGAUCUGGUGCACUACGAUGACCUGGCCUACGUGGCUAGUGCCCAUCAGGAGCUUCUGAAGACGGGCGCCUCCGGCAUGAUCGCCUAUCGGUACCAAAAGAAGGACGGCGAAUGGCAGUGGCUGCAGACGAGCUCGCGGCUGGUCUACAAGAACUCCAAGCCGGACUUUGUGAUCUGCACGCACCGCCAGCUGAUGGACGAGGAGGGCCACGAUCUGCUCGGCAAGCGCACGAUGGACUUCAAGGUCAGCUACCUGGACACGGGACUGGCGUCCACAUACUUCUCCGAGGCGGACCAGCUGGUGGUGCCGCCGAGUGCCUCUCCCACGGCCCACGCCCUGCCGCCGCCGGUGACGCCGACGCGACCAAAUCGUCGCUACAAGACGCAGUUGCGCGACUUCCUGUCCACCUGCCGCAGUAAACGCAAGUUGCAGCAGCAGCAGAAUCAGCAGCAGACUCAGCAAACCUCGCCCCUGGGUGGCCAGGUGGGAUCCCCUGCUCCAGCCGUGGCCGUGGAGUACUUGCCCGAUCCGGCGGCUGCGGUGGCCGCCGCCUACUCCAACCUGAAUCCCAUGUACACGACCUCGCCGUACGCCAGUGCAGCCGACAAUCUCUACAUGGGCAGCUCUAUGCCGGCCAACGCCUUCUACCCGGUCAGCGAGAACCUCUUCCAUCAGUACCGGCUGCAGGGCGCCGUCGGUGGCUACUACACAGACUACCCGCACUCCGGAGCCCCUGCCUCGGCUUACGUGGCGAACGGUUUCCUCUCCUACGACGGCUACGCCAUCGCCUCCAAGGCGGAUGAGAAGUGGCAGGAAACCGGGAAGUACUACAGUGGCUACAGCAGCGGCUAUGGCAGUCCAACAUCCACGCCACAGCAAAUUCCCCUCAAGACGCCCAAGUCUUCACCGCAGGUAAUGGAGGUGAUAUCCUGCUCCUCGGACGGACCCUCGCCAGUGGGUGGUGCCACGCCCAACGGAGUAGGCCAAAGUGUCACGCCCAAAGUGGAGUUGGCCGCCACAACAGCUGCUGCUGCUGCAGCUGGACAGGAUCCCUACGAGCGACAGACGGUGCUGAUGUGGGGCACCACGCACUCGAGUGGGGUUCCCCUCAACAGUCUGCAGGGCGGACGAAGUGGAACUGGAAAUCCAGGCUCCCCGCAGCGAACCACUCCGCUGACCAAUGGUCUGGGCUACGCCGCUGCGAACAAUAACAACAACGAGCACGAGCCUGCAACGGCGGCCAAGUGGAACGGGACAAAGGAGCUGCCGGGCAAGUCGGCCAGUGCCAGUACGCCGGAGAGCUACCAAAUGCAGCACGAUGACUCCGGCCUGUACUCCGCCUCCUCGCACACCACCUCGCCCCAGCAGCAGCAACAGCAGUUGCAGCAAUCGCAACGCGGAGGAGUUGUUUCCAAUGUUAGCGCUCCCAGCAGCUCCCUCACCAGCACGGGCACAGAUCAGCAGGCGGUGCACCCACCCAGUUGCCACCAGCAACAGCAACAGCAGCAACAACAACAGCAGCAGCAACAUCAUCACGCCCACCCACACCCGCACUCGCAUCAUCACCACCAUCAUCACCAUCACCACGAGACGGCGCAUCAGCAUGGCAGCGAGAUCAUCCUCACCACCCAUCAGCAGCAGCAGCAUUCGCAGCAGCAGCAGCAGCUGAGUGGUUAUCCACUUCACCAGCAGCUGGUGGGAGUUGGAUCAGGAUCAUCGCCACCUCCCCCGCCGCCAGCCUCCCUAUCCCGCUCGCCCACGGCCUUGCCAGCGGUCAGCAGUCUGCUCAACGGAUCGGCGGCUGCUGCAUCAGAUAUACCCUACCAGCAGCUGGCCAUUGUGUCCGCUCCCCUGGUGAUCUGCGCCGAGGAGGUGGGCGUGGGCGGUCGAAAGUCAGCAAAGCAGCAACAGUCCCUGCAGCAACUGCAGCAGCAGCAGACGCUGCAACAGCAGCAGCAUGCAAUAUACCAGCAGCAACACCACCACACGCAGCAUCAUCCGCAUCCACAUCCGCAUCAUCAGCUGCUCUAUCCGGCGAACAUUACGGCGCACACGGCCCUGGCCUACGCCCCGCCAACCGCCGGGGGGGCGUACGCCGAUGGCAGUCCGCUGCUCUCCUUCUCCGAGGUGACCAACACGCUGCUGAACCAGUGAGUGUCGUCCAGUGGGGAGGACACACAGUUUUGCCAAAAUGUGGACUAUGACUAUCGUAUCUUCCAUACAAUCUGAACCAGCUACGAAUGGAUAUAGCCAGAAGAGCACGCCAUUCGUCCACUCCAUCCACUCCUUGGUUGAAUCCCAGAAGAAAAGACAACAGCAGCCCCAGCAGAGAAGAUUUCUAUUUAUUUUACUGUGAUAAUUUAUAGAUACAUUGUAUAUUGUAUGUGACACUAGGUUUGCCCAUUAACAAAUCCACAACAGCCGUAAAAUCCGUAUCCAGACUUCCAGGGAAUUGGGAAUGGGUACUGAGACCUUAACCAGCACAAAGUUAGAAGAAAAUGCCGGUUCGAUCCUAAGCUUCGAUCAUUCAAUUUCAGUUGUAGUUGCAACCAAAGAUUUCUCUAACUUAUACUUAUCGUUUUAGCAUAAUGCGAUCCAUCCAAUUGGCUUCGGUUUGCUGCGCCAAACUUUAGUUACAUUUCAGUUGCGCUCGCGAACAGAGUGAGGAUAAAAUGCCUAAAUAGUUGCGUUUAAGAGUGCUUAAGUAGCAUUUAAGUGAAUAAAAGAUGCUUGUAUCCAUAUUUAAUUGAACCCUAGACGUAACGAGUAAUGCAAGACAAAGUAAUUUUCAUGAUUCCUAUCGUUUAGCAAGUAAUUAAAUUAAUCCGUAAGCGGAUGUAUCCGUGAACACACAUAUUGUACUGUAUGUUUAAAGUUUUCUUGAAAUUUCUAGUCGCCCGCAUAAAAACCUUUACUUAUAAAUUAAACAAAUACCAUAAUGUACUUGGCAAUUCGGCAGGCAAUACUGUAGGUAGUCUGUACUACUACUCGUAUGAUGAUAACCGACUAUUGGCAACCAGCGAAAAGUAAGCUAUCAAAAUUACCGCUUAAAAUUUAACGAUUGAUUAUGUAUCCGAAAAAACGAAACAAUAAAUUUAAAGUGUAGAUAAUCUGUCAGCUAAUUGACGAAACAUUUAAUACAAUUUCAAUUAUGAAUUUAUAAAAGAAAACCGAGUGCAUGUAAGGUGCGCCCAUCCAAAACAAUCAGAGCGAAAUAAAUCUAGAAAA